Messenger RNA from Prionailurus viverrinus (fishing cat), 2864 nucleotides. It is a transcript of the gene SGSH, whose product is annotated as N-sulfoglucosamine sulfohydrolase. The record is from RefSeq and is a predicted model, not a curated record. Bases 1146 to 2393 code for a protein of 415 amino acids. Gene Ontology annotation, biological process: glycosaminoglycan catabolic process; heparan sulfate proteoglycan catabolic process. The transcript is spliced from 7 exons. Lineage: Eukaryota; Metazoa; Chordata; Mammalia; Carnivora; Felidae. Gene Ontology annotation, molecular function: N-sulfoglucosamine sulfohydrolase activity.
UGGCACCUACAACAACAGUGCCAUCGCCACCCCUCACCUGGAUGCCCUGGCCCGCCGCAGCCUGGUCUUCCGCAAUGCCUUCACCUCCGUCAGCAGCUGCUCUCCCAGCCGCGCCAGUCUGCUCACUGGCCUGCCCCAGUGCACGCGGCUGCUACAGUGUUUGUCCUGUGGGCACUGGCUGAUGUCACCGAGCGUAGUGGCCUCGCGGGAACGUCGUGGCAGGCGUCAGGAUGUCCUUCCUUGCGGCCAAAACACCGUGUGAGGUUCCGUCACGCGGGUCUGGCACACGUUGCUUACCUGUUCAACCGCCGAUGGAUGCCGAGGUUGCUUCUACUCCUGACUGUCGUGAAUAACGCUGCUGUGAACUCGGGUGCACGAGCACUUACUCCCGAUGUGUUACCCCGAGACACCAUCUUCCGGGGAGCCGGCGUGCUCUGUGCGUCCCCAUUGGAGAGACCAAGGCCAUGUGUAGGCGGCCCAUGUGUGGCCACUACCCAGACGCCUCCUGGAAGGUCAAUCAGGCAGCUGUGAGCUACACUCCCGUCCGGGCCGUAGGAAUGAGGAGAGCACUGUUCCGGCUUGUCUUACGUCUUUCCAGUCUCAGUUUGUAACGUGUGCGACUGGUUUUUUUUUACGCUGUAAAAAAUCCAGUUAAUCGGGGCGCCUGGGUGGCUCAGGGGGUUAAGCGUCCGCCUUUGGCUCAGGUCAUGAUCUCACGGUUUGUGGAUUCGAGCCCCACAUCAGGCUCCACACUGACGUCACAGGGUCUGCUUGUGAUCCCCCCCCCUUCUCUCUGUGCUCCUCCUACUCGUGCUCUCUCUCUCUCUCUCUAAAUGAGCUUUAAAAAAAUCCAGUUAACAGCGGUUUGCCGCCGUGGCAUGUGCUCGCAACGAAAAAGCUGGAAAACCCAGGUAGACAAAAAAGAAGGAAAUAAAAGCCACCCCUAGGGGCACAUCUCCGGCGUGCUGUUUCCCCUGCUGACGUCCUACGGUAGGGGCCAGACGGAGAGGCCGUGGAACUCUCCCUGGGUGCCGGCCGCCCGAGCCGAAAGGGGGCCCCCGGAGGGCCCGGCGACGAGCCACGGGGAGAGCCGGGGCGGGUGGGGCCCCGCGUCACGCGCGUCUCUGCCGCAGCAUCAGAACGGGAUGUACGGCUUGCAUCAGGACGUCCACCACUUCAACUCCUUCGACAAGGUGCAGAGUCUGCCGCGGCUGCUCGGCCAGGCCGGCAUUCGCACAGGCAUCAUUGGGAAGAAGCACGUGGGCCCCGAGCUGGUGUACCCGUUUGACUUCGCCUACACGGAGGAGAACGGCUCUGUCCUCCAGGUAGGACGCAACAUCACCAGAAUUAAGCUGCUCGUCCGGAAAUUCCUGCGGACUCAGGAUGACAGGCCCUUCUUCCUGUACGUCGCCUUCCACGACCCCCACCGCUGUGGGCACUCCCAGCCCCAGUACGGGACCUUCUGUGAGAAGUUUGGCAACGGGGACAGCGGCAUGGGGCGGAUCCCAGACUGGACCCCCCAGGCCUACGACCCACAGGACGUGGUGGUGCCCUACUUCGUCCCCGACACUCCCGCAGCCCGAGCUGACCUAGCCGCCCAGUAUACCACCAUCGGCCGCAUGGACCAAGGGGUGGGACUCGUGCUCCAGGAGCUGCAUGAAGCAGGUGUCCUGAAUGACACCCUGGUGAUCUUCACGUCCGACAACGGGAUCCCCUUCCCCAGUGGCAGGACCAACCUGUACUGGCCGGGCACUGCUGAACCCUUGCUGGUGUCGUCCCCGGAGCACACGAAACGCUGGGGCCAGGUCAGCGAGGCCUACGUGAGCCUCCUAGACCUCACGCCCACCAUCUUGGAUUGGUUCUCUGUCCCUUACCCGAGCUACGCCAUCUUUGGCUCGAAGACCGUCCGGCUCACCGGCCGGUCCCUCCUGCCGGCGCUGGAGGCAGAGCCCUUCUGGAGCACCGUCUUUGGCAGCCAGAGCCACCACGAGGUCACCAUGGCCUACCCCAUGCGCUCCGUGCACCACCGGGGCUUCCGCCUGGUGCACAACCUGAACUUCAGGAUGCCCUUUCCCAUCGACCAGGACUUCUACGUGUCGCCCACCUUUCAGGACCUCCUGAAUCGCACCGUGGCCGGCCAGCCCACGGGCUGGUACAAGGACCUCCGUCACUACUACUACCGGGACCGUUGGGAGCUCUACGACCGCAGCCAGGACCCCCACGAGACCCGGAACCUGGCCGCUGAUCCACGCUACGCCCAGGUUCUGGACCUGCUCCAGACCCAGCUGGCCAAGUGGCAGUGGGAGACCCACGACCCCUGGGUGUGUGCUCCCGAUGGUGUCCUGGAGGAGAGGCUCUCUCCCCAGUGCCGGCCGCUCCACAAUGAGCUGUGAGGGUCGCCCGGGGGACGUGGGAGGCCUCCCCACGCCCGGUCCCCACCUUUCCAGCUGAGGCGGAGGGAGGGGCAGCGACCCUCCCGUCUGAGCAGGGCUCUCCCUGAUGCUGGGGUCGUUGCUGCCACUGCGUGGAGGGGGGAGUGGUGGGGCCUGUGCCCGGCUCCUUCCUCCGCCCGUGGGAGUGGGGACACGGUCGUCCUGGUGUCCGAGUCAUGUCUCAGCACAGGACUUGCAGGAAGGGGGGCUUGUUUCCUGGGUUCGGCUGGGGACCUGCCAAGAGAAGGCGCUGGGACCCGGGGCUCGAGACCUUCAUUCUUCGGAGCCCACAGACGUCCCCGCGCCCUUCACCCGGGAGGAGCUGGGCCUCCGUGUGUCCCGCGGGUGGCGGUGGCCCCAAACCGCACCGUAUGUGGUAACCCAGUGUCUGGCUCGUGUCAAUCCCUGGCCUUGAAAACUCUUCGAACAACC